Molecule: messenger RNA, 717 nt
Organism: Lineus longissimus
Lineage: Eukaryota; Metazoa; Nemertea; Pilidiophora; Heteronemertea; Lineidae
Product: nuclear apoptosis-inducing factor 1-like
Exons: 2
Coding region: 1-717 (238 amino acids)
Source: RefSeq, a predicted model, not a curated record
AUGGGACCGAAGAGGAGAAAAACUCUCGUCCCGCGAGAUGACGAGGAUGACACAAUUUCUAACAGCCGUCAGCCGAAGUUUUCCCCCACCGAAGUUCUAAAGUUAGUUAGUCUUGUGGAAAAGAAUUGGAGGGUUAUUAAUGACAAGUUUUCAGACGUGAUUGCAUUGAAGCGAAAGCAGGAUGUGUGGAGUGACAUAACGCGAAGAGUGAACAGCGUUGGCACAGUACUUAGAACAAACAAAAGCAUUCGGCACAAGUGGGACGAUAUGAAAUCAAAAGUCAAACAAAAGGCCGUCUAUGUAAAAAAGAUGUUGUCAAAAACUGGCAACGUGCCAUUGGAAGAUGCCAUUCCUCAGCUAACGGAAUUGGAGGAAAGGAUUGCAGGACUCAUCGGGACUGAAAUGAUUGAGGGAAUCCCUGGCGGCAUAGAUACAGAAGAGCCUGUCUCCGGCGACCAUGACAACCACGAGGACCGCGACUUCGAUUUCGAAACGCAGAUAUCAGAACAAGAACUUCGAAACGAAAUAGAUACCAUUGCGUCCCCAGACAUUGCCGUCCACGAUGCAGACGUCCGUUCUCCUUCUCCACCACCAAGGAAUCGUGUGAGACCACAUAAGGGUCCCGUCUCCCGAUCGUUUAUGGAGUCCAUGGGAGAUUCUCCUCUUCCAGCAAAGACGUCCGCUCGUGUAGAUUUGCAGAAAUCACUGACUCAGUGA